Emericellopsis atlantica is the source of this 807-nucleotide messenger RNA. RefSeq names its product HpcH/HpaI aldolase/citrate lyase family protein. The coding region runs from base 1 to 807 and encodes 268 amino acids. Gene Ontology annotation, molecular function: aldehyde-lyase activity. Gene Ontology annotation, cellular component: cytoplasm. NCBI's taxonomy places the organism in Eukaryota, Fungi, Ascomycota, Sordariomycetes, Hypocreales, Bionectriaceae. The transcript has 3 exons. The record is from RefSeq and is a predicted model, not a curated record.
AUGCAGGCUGCUAGCAAGAUCCGGACGGCCCUGGAUGAGGGCUGUCCCUCGUUUGGCAUGUGGCAGAUGAUUCCUGGUGCGAACGUGUCACGGCUUCUGGCAAGAACAGGUGUGGACUGGGUGUGCGUGGAUUGCGAACAUGGAAAUAUUGAUGACGGGGCCAUGCAUGACGCUGUCCCGGCCAUUGCUGCCACGGGCGUCUCGCCCAUUGUGCGCAUUCCUGAUAUGCAGGGCUGGAUGGUGAAGCGCGCUCUUGAUUGCGGCGCACAUGGCAUCAUCGUGCCCAUGCUGCGGUCCGCAGAGCAGGCCCGCCAACUCGUCAAAGACUCCAAGUUCCCACCCCUGGGUGUCCGGGGCUUCGGAUCUCCCCUGUCCAUGGAGCGCUUCAGCCCGGCGCCCACGUUCACCGAGUACCUCCAGCAAGCCAACUCCACCCUCGUGACGAUUGUCCAGAUUGAGACGCAAGAGGCCCUUAACUCUGUCGAAGAGAUUGCCGCCGUCGAUGGCGUCGACGUUCUCUUCAUCGGACCCUUUGACCUUGGCAACAACAUUGGCCAUCCCAUCCUGGACGGGGUCGUGAAGCAGGAGCUCAAGGACGCCAUGGCCAAGAUCCUCAAGGCCAGCCAUGACAAUGGGAAGAAGUGUGGCGUCUUCUCCGUGACCGGUGAACAGGCCAAGGCGUUUGCGGAGCAGGGCUUUGACAUGAUCGCUGCGGCGACCGACUACACUGUGCUGGAUUUCAGUUUGAGGAGCCAGUUGAGCGUCGCGCAGUCGGCCGCUCCGCCGCAGCCAGGGAAGAGCUACUAG